Messenger RNA from Octopus bimaculoides (California two-spot octopus), 3555 nucleotides. RefSeq lists its product as uncharacterized. Lineage: Eukaryota; Metazoa; Mollusca; Cephalopoda; Octopoda; Octopodidae. Gene Ontology annotation, molecular function: DNA-binding transcription factor activity, RNA polymerase II-specific; RNA polymerase II transcription regulatory region sequence-specific DNA binding. The record is from RefSeq and is a predicted model, not a curated record. Gene Ontology annotation, biological process: regulation of transcription by RNA polymerase II. Gene Ontology annotation, cellular component: nucleus.
UUUACAGUAGAUCGCUUAUUUGUGUAGUUCAGGUUAUUUCACAUUAAACACCGAUUCGUAUGACAGAAUAUGGGAUGUUAGUGUGAUAAAGGAGUUUUUACAUCAGAUACAUCAUGAAUAUUGAUCAUCAUUUGAAGACGAAUAGAAGAUAUUAUAAAUAAUAGAUAUAACCCUGAUUCUGUAACAUAUCUAUGGUAAAUAACUUAAAUAUUUCUUCCAUAUUAAUAGCAACAUUUAUUUUCCUCGUUGCCAGGAAUAUACACUUGGAAAAAUCUGCAAAGGUGUUUGUAUUACCUUCAGAUAUUCGCGAAGAUCAGAGUUGCUGUGAUUAUAGCUGUAGAAGUAUUUGAAUCAGCAAAUAAAUAUAUAAAGAAGAAAGAAAAAAAUACAUUUUGUGCUUGUAUACUGGAGAACAAUUAUGAAUCCUCAAGAGAUGAUAAGAGAAAAAGAAGCAUUAUCAUACGAAUGUGAUAUCUGUAAAAAAAUAUGGGAUGAUAGUGUGAUAAAGGAGUUUUUACAUCAGAUACAUCAUGAAUAUUGAUCAUCAUUUGAAGACUAAUAGAAGAUAUUAUAAAUAAUAGAUAUGACCCUGUUUCGAUAACAUAUCUAUGGUAAAUAACUGAAAUAUUUCUUCUGAAUUAAUAGCAACAUUUAUUUCCCUCAUUGCCAGGAAUAUAUACUUGGAAAAAUCUGCAAAGGUGUUUAUAUUACCUUCAGAUAUUCACAAAGAUCAGAUUUGCUGUGAUUAUAGCUGUAGAACUUUUGGAAUGAACAGAAAAAUAUAUGAAGAAGAAAGAAAAAAAUACAUUCUUUGCUUGUAUACUGGAGAACAAUAAUGAAUCCUCAAGAGAUGAUAAGAGAAAAAGAAGCAUUUUCAUAUGAAUGUGAUAUCUGUAAAAAGUCUUUAUCUAGUAAGGGAAAUCUCACUGUUCACAAACGUAUUCAUGCUGGUGGAAAGCAAUACCACUGUGAUAUCUGUGGAAAGUCUUUCUUGCGGAAAAGUAAUCUUACUUCUCACAAAUACACGCAUACAGGAGAGAGAGCAUAUCACUGUGAUAUCUGUGGUAAAUCAUUCUCUCAAAAGAGUGGCCUUACUUCUCAUAAAUCCAUUCAUACAGGACAGAAACCAUAUCAGUGUGAUAUUUGUGGUAAAUCAUUUUCUCAUAAGAAUACCCUUACAUAUCACAAAUCCAUUCAUACAGGAGAUAAACCAUAUCACUGCAAUAUUUGUGAUAAAUCCUUUGUAAUCAAAAGUUAUUUAACUGCCCAUGAAAUUAAUCAUAUUAAUGAGAGGCCAUAUCAGUGUGGUAUAUGUGGUAAAUCAUUCUCUCAGAGGAGUGGUCUUACUUAUCACAAAGCCAUUCAUACGGGUAAGAAACCAUAUCAGUGUGAUAUUUGUGAUAAAUCCUUUGUAAUCAAAAGUAAUUUAACUGCUCAUGAAUUUACUCAUAGCAAUGAGAGGCCAUAUCAGUGUGAUAUAUGUGGUAAAUCAUUUUCUCAAAAAGGUAACCUUACCUCUCACAAAUACAUUCAUACAGGAGAUAAACCAUAUCACUGUAAUAUCUGUAGUAAAUCCUUUGUACUAAGAAGUUAUUUAACUGCCCAUGAACUUACUCAUACCAAUGAGAGGCCACAUCAGUGUGAUAUUUGUGGUAAAUCAUUCUCUUAUAAGAGUAGCCUUACUUAUCACAAAUCCAUUCAUACAGGAGAUAAACCAUAUCACUGCAAUAUCUGUAGUAAAUCCUUUGUAAUCAAAAGUAAUUUAACUGCCCAUAAACUUACUCAUACUAAUGAGAAACCAUAUCACUGUGAUGUUUGUGGUAAAUCAUUCUCUCAAAAAUGUAACCUUACCUCUCACAAAUACAUUCAUACAGGAGAGAGAGCAUAUCACUGUGAUAUAUGUGGUAAAUCAUUCUCUCAAAAGAGUAACCUUACCUCUCACAAAUACACACAUACAGGAGAGAAACCAUAUGACUGUGAUAUUUGUGGUAAAUCAUUCUCUCAUUUGAGUUCUUUAAACUCUCAUAAAUUCAUUCAUACAGGAGAGAAACCAUAUCCAUGUAAUAUCUGUGGUAUGGCAUUCUCUCGUAAAAGAAAUUUAUCUCAGCAUGAAGGCACUCAUACAGGAGAGAAGCUAUAUCCCUGUGAUAUUUGUGGUAAAUCAUUUUUUUCUCAAGGCAGUUUAACCUCUCAUAGAUACAUUCACACAGCAGAGAAACCAUAUUCUUGUGAUAUCUGUGGAAAAUCGUUCCUUCAGAAAAGUGACUUAAAUAGACACAAAUAUAUUCAUACAGGUGAGAAACCAUAUUCUUGUGAUAUCUGUGGAAAAUCAUUCUCUCAAAAAAGUGACUUAAAUAGGCACAAAUACAUUCACACAGGAGAGAAACCAUAUCACUGUGAUAUCUGUGGUAAAUCAUUCUGUGUAGGAAAAUAUUUAACUGAUCACAAACGCAUCCAUACAUGAGAAGAACUAUAUUGCUGUGAUAUCUGUGGUAAAUCAUUCUCUCAUAAAAGUAACUUUAAGAGACACAAAUAUAUUCACACAAGAGAGAAACCAUAGCACUGUGAUAUCUGCAGUAAAUCAUUCAGUGUAAGAAAAUAUUUAACUAAUCAUAAGUCCACUCAGAAUGGAGACAAACUGUAUCACUGUGAUAUCUGUGGCAAAUUAUUCUCUCAGGAAUGUACUAUAUAUACUCUUAAACAUUUUUUUAUAGGAGGGAAAACAUAUCACUGUGAUAUCACAAUGUCUGGUUUCAAAUUUUACUGUGUAUGCAUCCCAUGAAAUGUAUAAUUCUGUUGAUAAAAUUUAUAUUAUUUUACCAUUUCUCUCAUAUCAAUGUGUUGAUGGUAAAGAUGAAUAAUUAUUUCAAAUUGCAGUGUAAUCGUCACCUUAAUGUAAAUCUAAAUCAGAUUAUAUAAUUACUGAAACAGCAUCAUCAUCAUUAAGGUUUUUAUUUUUAUUGCCCGUUUUGUAACUUAGCGAGGACCAGACAUAUUUGUCUAAAAGGAUUGCCCAACAUUUACUGAAUCUUUUGUCUGUGUGCCCCAGAUUCCUGAACCCUGUUCUCAUCACCUGCUUCUAAGUAAAAUGCAUUUGACAGCGUCUAUUUUCUGUACAUUUCUUGUGUUUAUUGCACAUGUACAUCUACCACACACAAAGACUGUUUUCCAUGUUGACAUUCCGCUAACAUCGCAGCACCUUGUAUGUGUUCAUAGCUUGCAUAAUUUGUUUGGUGAACAGCCACUGCAAUAUGGAAACAGUUGUUUAUGAGGCAGAAGUAACAGCAACAGCAACAGGAAGAAAUGGACAGUCAAGUGUGCUGAAAUAUGUGGGGGUAAUGGCCGACCCCUCCAGAAUCUACUUUAAUAAACACGUCCUUAUUCAACAUCUCAGAGAGAUGUAAUGCCACAACUCUAAGCAAGCAUGUCUGGGCUUUGAAAGAAGGUGCCACAGAGUACAGCAUAAAGUGGAAGAUUAUAGAAAGAUGCAAGGUAUACUUUAAUAGCAGCAGCUAUUACUGUAAUAAAAGAAAUAAAAAAGUUUCGAUACUAAAA